AAAGCAAAUAAGAAAAUAAGACCGACAGGAGAACCGUUCGGGAGAGAGAGAGAGAGAGUGAGGGAGAGAAGAAAACCCUAGCUCUGCUCUUGGAUCGCCACUGCGACUUUUGAGAAGAGGGCAAAACCAAUUUCCGUCGAGGUACCAGAAAAAUGUCGAAGAAGAACAGCUUAUCCCGUAGGAAGAAGCAGUACGAGUUUGAUCUUCGAAGAGAGAAAGCGGAGAAAGAGAAGAAGGCGAAGAAGCUUCAAGCUAAGAAAAACAAGAUGAAGGUUGAUGGUAGCAGCAAGAAGAAGGGUGAGAGUGGAUUCCAAGUUGGGAAGAGAAAGGUGAAGACGAAGUUAACUGCUUUGGUAAACGCUAAGGCGGCACAGGCAAUGGAGCUGGACAAAUGAGGUUUGGUCUUGUGAGUUGGGGAUGACAAAUUCCAUUGUAGUGUGAGUUUUUAUUUUCUUGGGAAAAUUGACACUUCAGUGGCUAAAUGUAAUUCUUAACUUCACGGUUUAAUUUAUAGUGGAAGGUAGCUUCUUUUGGUC
Molecule: messenger RNA, 536 nt
Organism: Rhodamnia argentea
Lineage: Eukaryota; Viridiplantae; Streptophyta; Magnoliopsida; Myrtales; Myrtaceae
Exons: 3
Coding region: 153-395 (80 amino acids)
Source: RefSeq, a predicted model, not a curated record